Messenger RNA from Haliaeetus leucocephalus (bald eagle), 1359 nucleotides. RefSeq names its product MANSC domain containing 1 (gene MANSC1). NCBI's taxonomy places the organism in Eukaryota, Metazoa, Chordata, Aves, Accipitriformes, Accipitridae. The coding region runs from base 1 to 1359 and encodes 452 amino acids. The transcript is spliced from 3 exons. The record is from RefSeq and is a predicted model, not a curated record.
AUGUCCCCCGGUAGCAGCCGGUGGCCGGUCCGGUUGCUGGCGGUCACCUGGCUGAUGGCCGUCCCGUCCCUGGGUCAGGAGUGCUCCGCGGAGAAAAUGGAAGAUACCAUCAUCGACAUCGACAUCUCUCUGGGCCGAGGCAUCCGGGGCGCAGAGCCAGCCUACGCCCCCACCGCGGGGGCCUGCCUUCGCGCUUGCUGCUCCGGGGAGAAGCUCUCAGGAGACAAGAAGUGCAAUUUGAUGAUUUUUGAUGCUCGAAGGACAAGCGCACAUCCAAACUGCUACCUGUUUUACUGCCCUAGCACAGAGGCUUGUCCAAUGAAACCCGUGACAGGAUUUGUGAGCUACAAGAUAACGAGAGACACCCAUGCGUCAGAGGAUACAACCUUCAAAAGUGAGGACUUUUCUUCAAAUGGGUAUUCUUUGUCCUUGGAUGCUGGAGCCUUUAUUUCUCGCAGUCAGACUAGCCAUCAGAAUCCUACUGCUGCUUUGCAACAAUCUGUCUCUCAUCAGACAUCUGAACUGAACCACGUGGGCAAGCAUUUAGACAAUGCUGAAGUUCAUACCGUUUUUCCUGAAUCUCAAAAGGCAAAACAUCCUGAGAGCUUAGACCCCAUCCCAAGGCAGAAAGUAAUUAACCUGCUGCCGCCAAAGAUGUCUUCUGCUGUUCAAAUUGGAAACCUCUCUGCUUCGUUCCCCACCACUCAGUCUAGCGCUCCUGAACACAGCAGUACUACUCUUACUCCGCUGCCUACAAGCACCACCCGACUGGAGUCCCAUAAAAUCUCUCUGCAUCCUGGUGGUGCUGAACCUCCUCCUGUCACCACCACCACCACAGCUACCUUUCCACCUACUUCAACUGCUAGAGCUAAACCUGGUGUCCCUGCCACCAGCAUCGCUGCUACUCGUGUUCCUCUUUCCAGUUCCACAACUUCCUCUACUUCUACAAUCAAGCGGGUGACCACGAAUUCCAGAUCUGCUACCACCCCGUCGGGGCUAAGAACUUCAGCCGUGCCUCCUGAGCCAACAGUUGUGUCUUCCAACAAUACCAGCCAGGUUACCCUCCUCUCUUUGUCAGGUUUCGCUCCGUCUACUAGUGAUUCCCCCAUGGCUUCCCAAAAUGACCCUCAGGGUUAUGACCCCUCUGAUUCAGGAAGCUACCUGCCAGAGAGUGUUCUGAGAGGGAAAGGUGUCGUUCAGCUGGGAGAAAAAAGCAGCCUUGUAGCGGCUUUGCUUUUUGGGGUGAUAUUCCUGUUGCUAGUUAUUGCACUGACAGGGAAGAAAAUAAGCGAAUCUCUUCAGAAAAGGCAUUAUACCAGGCUGGAUUACUUGAUCAAUGGAAUGUAUGCUGAUGUAUGA